AUGGACCUGCCUCUGGGUCCUGUGGAUGAUGAGAAAGCCGAUCCAACCUGGGACGCCGACGGGAGUCACUGGUCGACGAGUUCCGACGACGAGGAGGAGUCGGUGACGGCGUUUGACGAUCUCCCUCGUGUGUCUGGCACUGGUUCAUUAGCGACGGCGACCCAUGUCCGAGUUGAGUUGUCGAAUCGGCCACACCUCGCAUUAUUUAAUAAAGCUGCUGGUGCGCCAAAGAUGGAAGCCCGGGGCAAUAUAAAACAUGAGCCGCUUGAACCAGCUCGGGCGCAGAGUAGUGAUUCUGAUGACAGCUCGUUGGCGUCUAUUCCUGCCAUAGCUCGCCUCAAGGAAACGCCUGUUCCGCUACCACCUACAGUUGCGGCAGCUGGUCAGUUGCCAGCAUCUGUUUCCAGUCAACCACGACUAGCGGGUGUCCCAUCUACUACACCUCGUGCACCUCCAGCGCCUCGUGCAUCGGGACCUGCCUCUACACCUACGCCAGUUCCGCUUCCACCAACCGUGAUGCAAAACGUCUCCGCGCCCCAGGUUUCUGGGCAAACGCCAUCCCGCUCUGCUCCCGCUACCAGCCUGCCGGAUUCGAGAAAGCCAGCCGCAACUUCUAGCACACCAAGCAGCGGACUAGGAGGAUCGCUCCAUCUUCCUCUCACAAACGAAAAGAUUGAACCGACUUUGCCACAUGGAGCACAUAGUACAGCUACGCCUCGCAAAAGAUACCCCGUGCCAAUGGAGAUUGCCGCGGAUGGCAGGCCAUACACUGUCUUUGUUCAACCUAGUGGGAAAUCGGUGCCAACGAAAGGAGUCUUGAUCCCAGCUGGGUAUAAAUUGCAUAGUGACCCUCAGCUUCCGUUUAUCUGCCCUGUUAGAGGAUGCCAGCGCAGGUUCAAGAACCUAGCUGCGCUAUCCGGCCAUUUUGGUUCGUCCCACAGCAAUAUGACGUUCAACGACAAUGGAGAUGGAAGCAUAUCGAAAUUUGGUAAUUACAAGAAUCCCUCAGGAAGGUCGCCAGGCAUUGUUGUAGCACAGGUUCCAUUUCCCCGUGCAACCCAUCCGGCUCUUAAACGGGGUCUUGGCGAAGACGAUGCUGGGCCGAGUAAACACCAAUUAGAGGAGUCGGAUGAGGGUCAGGAUAGGAAACGACGUGCCAUGUCAGAGGAUCGUGAACACAAUCAAACUACUCAGUUUGAAAGGGAUGUCUCCAAAUACAUGGCGGCAGUUCAUUCUGGUUUCAGGACGGCUAACCGACGCGAUAUAUCAAGGAUGCUCGCGCUGCCUCGAAAAAGAGAUUUGCCCAAGGAGUUUUUAGACAAACACACAUACACAGAUCUGGCUGCUCAAACAUAUGCCUGCGCGGUAGCUUAUAUCGUUGGGGAUGAAGUUUCCGGCCGGUCGGCUUGUCACGCGGCUACAGGGCCUCUCGCAUGUUUAUCGAAACAAUGCAUCGUAUUACCCAAGUCGAUACAGUUGGACCCGGAGAUAGUCAGGAUCUUCACUCCCCACCACAGAUGCGUUGGAUGUGCAUAUUUGGCCCUCAUGACAAGUGCACCAGAUCGAUGUGAGCUGAGGACAGAACCAAGCAAGGCAGGCAGUGGCGACAAAGUAGUACCGACGUCGUCGGGACGACCACUACCCGAUGUGCCUACUCUGCGGUCAUCACAACCAGCACCACAGCAAGAACAACAAUCCUCGCCGAUGCCGUCUGGACAGGGUACAGAGCAGACUCCCGGCCGACGGCCUGUGAGGCAAAGUGUCCUUAACCGACUGCAGAUGGACAAGGAUCGGGCGGCGCGGCCCAAAAGCAAAUCGCCAACCGAGCAGCCUGGAACACAGCUUAACCAUACAGACAAGGAUCAGGUGGCUCGGUCCCAAAGCAAAUCGCCAACUGAGCGGCAUAGUAGUACACGGCUGGAACGCGGGAUACCACCCAUCAAGCACCACGGACAAUUUGGCACACCAGAAUAUGAAAUGGAAGACUGGGAAAUUGCACCUGGUCGAGUUACAACCGAGGACGCUUCUCGAAAUAUAGCAUACUCUGGUGCCUUUCUCACUUCGUCUACGCCCAUUACAAUAUCACAUGAUAUUGACUUCAAUAUCCUCACGAUACGGCCGGGACAAAUCUAUAACGUCCCUGUACAAAAGGGCAAGAUUCAAGUUUUCUCUGUGGCGUCGGGGAAGCUCAAGGUCACAACGGGCGGCAAAGUGGUACAGUUGGGUCCCAACGGGGCGUUCCCCGUGCGGCCAGGCGAAAAAUGCAUUAUUGAGAAUCGGAUAUACUUUGAGGCCGUGGUUCAUUGCACGACGGUAAAGGAUUACGAGUUGGCGUAA
Metarhizium robertsii ARSEF 23 is the source of this 2337-nucleotide messenger RNA. Its product is annotated as Cupin, RmlC-type. Lineage: Eukaryota; Fungi; Ascomycota; Sordariomycetes; Hypocreales; Clavicipitaceae. The record is from RefSeq and is a predicted model, not a curated record. Bases 1 to 2337 code for a protein of 778 amino acids. The transcript has 4 exons.